AUGGGUCGCGAAAGACAGAAAAAGAAGAACAGGUCUUCUAUCUCAAAGGCCAGACCAAAGGACAACCGGACAAAAGCGGGUAAGAAGAAGGUCAAUUUCCUGGGCAAUGAGACAAUUGCAAAAAAUUGGGAUCGCAAACUUACCAUGUCGCAAAACUACAAGCGACUAGGCUUGUCGUCCAAGUUGAAUGCUCCGACGGGUGGCACAGAAAAGAAAGUGAACAAGGGCACCGCCAACACAACUUCAAAGAGAGAUUCGCUUGCAAUAGCUGGCCUGGCACAUGCAAAUCCAUCGACACAGGAGGUACAGGUUGAGAGGGACCCAGAGACAGGGCGCAUCAUCAGAAUCAUCAGGCCUGAGGACAAUGAAGAGAGGGACAAUCCUCUGAACGACCCCUUGAACGACAUUAUAGAUUACGAGACCCCAGACUCAGCAUCAAAACCAGGCAACGAUGUUGUUGCGCAACUGGAAGCGCAAGCAGCCAAAGAGGAAGAACUUCUGGCGAAGAAGCGCCCAAGACAACAAAGCCAGAGGGAGGAAGAAUGGAUGUCGAAGCUGGUAGAGAAGCAUGGUGAUGAUAUUAAGUCGAUGGUGCGGGAUCGCAAACUCAAUCCCAUGCAGCAGACGGAAGGGGAUAUUGGUCGAAGAUUAAAGAAAUGGAAAGCGAGCCACGGCGAAGUCACAAGUUGA
This is a messenger RNA of Cladophialophora yegresii CBS 114405, 690 nucleotides long. RefSeq lists its product as uncharacterized. Gene Ontology annotation, biological process: ribosomal large subunit biogenesis. The record is from RefSeq and is a predicted model, not a curated record. Lineage: Eukaryota; Fungi; Ascomycota; Eurotiomycetes; Chaetothyriales; Herpotrichiellaceae. Bases 1 to 690 code for a protein of 229 amino acids. The transcript is spliced from 2 exons. Gene Ontology annotation, cellular component: nucleolus.